AAAUCCCCAAAACCACCCCUUAUUCUUCUUCCCCAAUCAAAAAUCCCCACAAAUUUUCAAAAAUUAAAAAAAAAAAAAUCUACACUCUCAGUUUCAGAGAACAACCAUAACCAGCAGCAAUGGCCAACAUGCUCAUGGCCUCUUCCUCCAAAACCCUCCCAACCACCACCCCACCAACAUCCACCCCUAAACCCAAACUCCCUCUCCUGAAAACCCCCCUUCUCAAACUCCCUCAAAAACAACUCAAUUUCUCUCUCCUGAAAUCCGCCGCCAUUUCCGCCGCCUCACUUUCUCUCUCCUACCUCCUCCCCCACCCCUCUCUCGCCGAAGAAAUCGAGAAAGCCUCCCUCUUCGAUUUCAACCUCACUCUCCCCAUUAUCAUGGCCGAAUUCCUCUUCCUCAUGUUCGCUCUCGACAAGAUCUACUACACCCCUCUUGGCGACUUCAUGGACAAACGUGAUGCCUCCAUUAAAGAGCAGCUUGCCGAUGUUAAGGACACUUCUUCUGAGGUUAAGCAGCUUGAGGAACAAGCUAACGCUGUCAUGCGCGCUGCACGUGCUGAGAUUUCUGCUGCCUUGAAUAAGAUGAAGAAGGAGACUCAGCUUGAAGUUGAGGCUAAAUUGGCUGAAGGAAGGAAGAAGAUUGAGGUUGAACUUCAGGAAGCUUUGGCUAGUUUGGAGAAGCAGAAGGAGGAUACUAUUAAGUCUCUUGAUUCUCAGAUUGCUAAUCUUAGUGAUGAGAUUGUUAAGAAGGUUCUUCCUGUUAAUUGAUUUUUCUUUGUUUUCUUGUUUCUAGAAUUUCUGCCUUUUCUAUAACAAUGGAUAUAUUGUCAUAUCAAUAUGAUUAUAUUUAUAAAAUGAUACUUGUAUGAUUAAUUUGUUUCGAA
This is a messenger RNA of Chenopodium quinoa (quinoa), 886 nucleotides long. RefSeq names its product ATP synthase subunit b', chloroplastic. NCBI's taxonomy places the organism in Eukaryota, Viridiplantae, Streptophyta, Magnoliopsida, Caryophyllales, Amaranthaceae. Gene Ontology annotation, molecular function: proton transmembrane transporter activity. The transcript has a single exon. Gene Ontology annotation, biological process: proton motive force-driven ATP synthesis. The record is from RefSeq and is a predicted model, not a curated record. Bases 120 to 770 code for a protein of 216 amino acids.